This is a messenger RNA of Megachile rotundata (alfalfa leafcutting bee), 3223 nucleotides long. RefSeq lists its product as uncharacterized. Gene Ontology annotation, molecular function: RNA polymerase II cis-regulatory region sequence-specific DNA binding; DNA-binding transcription factor activity, RNA polymerase II-specific. Gene Ontology annotation, cellular component: nucleus. The record is from RefSeq and is a predicted model, not a curated record. Gene Ontology annotation, biological process: regulation of transcription by RNA polymerase II. Lineage: Eukaryota; Metazoa; Arthropoda; Insecta; Hymenoptera; Megachilidae.
UUAAUUUUGAACAAAGGUAAAUGGUAUGAAGACUUUAAGAGAUUCAAGAGCUCAAUUUAUUCAGGAUUAGAAUCAUUUAGAAUGUGAAUAAGAGGGACAGUGUAAUUGUAAUUCUUUUCAAAAUCGAUUCGAUCUAAGUCUUGUAUUAUUUUCCCUUAAGCUAUUCGAAUUACCGCGCUGAACGAAAGCAGACAUGUGCUGCCACCUAGCGGGAAACUAGCAGUAAUCAGUGAGCAGCUGUUGAUCGAAUAUUGUUAAAUAAAUUAAAGUAACUUACGCUUGCCUCUGAGUGAAGACGUACUCGAGAUAUCUGACAGUUCAAACGCCAAUUAAGUACGGUAUAAUCAGAACAGAGAACAAUUUAUGACUCUACAAGGAAGUCUGCUAACUAUAGAAAGAAAUGUAUUGAUUAAAAAGAAAUGAAGGAUUGAAAGUUUGUCUCUUUCAAGAGUUAACGCCAUAACGAAAGGAUACGUCUCAAAGAAAAUCCAUGGUGUAAUCGAUCACAUCGCGGAAGAAUCUUCCAUCGAACAUUCGUGUCCGAACAGAGGACGAGAACGUUAGUGCUUAGCAACUGUUGAAAUCUUCUUUUUGUUACUAAUUCUACUGGUGGCAUUUAACUAAUUAAACUGAACGAAGGUGAAGAAGGUAUUCGUACAAAAAAGGAUUUCAAUCGACGGGAUUUCGAAACUAGGAACAAAGUUUAGAAAUCGCUACAAAAUGAGUUGCAGGAAAUCAGUAUCCAAGAAGGCGCCAAGGAAAUCGCCUUCUUGUUGCGGGGGUGGGCGACGUCGUUCCGAGAGCACCAGCUCGAUCUCCAGCUCUUCAGAAUCCUCCUAUACAUCAGACUAUUCUGAUAGCUGCGAGUGUUCGGACUGCGAAUGUUAUGACUGUGAUAGUACGCCACAGAGACGAAGAGGCAAAGGAAAGUCGAAAAAACGAAACGUACGAUCGAAGUCGGGUAGAAACACUUGCAGUUCGCGGACGUCCAAAAAGAAGACAUCUCGCCGAAGUAAAAGACGUUCGUUGUCGCCGUGCACGUGUUCCGACUGCGACUGCUCGGAAUCCUACAGCAGCGAAGAGUGUUGCAACUACGCGACAAGCAAGCAACGCCGUAAAACGAAAGCUUAGGUCUAGUUUACUUUAUAAUUUAUAUAAUAUUAUUUAUUAUUUGUUACUCUCUAUACGCCGAUAAGCGGUCACUUAUUUCGUCGAUUUUUAAACCCUAACCUAAAUGAUUUUAUACCUAUAACAUUUUUUAGCGGUUCUUAUAAUUGUAAGAGAGUUAGCUACAAGCGAGAAGUAAAUAAAAAUGGAAGACAUUGUAAGGCGAAAAAUAAAACAUCCAACAGAUGAACUCAAAGGUUAUUUUUGUGUCACACGUUUCAGGGAGAUCAAAUAACUCGAUCCAGUUAACCGUUUGAAUUUGACGAACGAUGUUACGAGGACAACGAAUCGAUCGUAGAUCCUCGAACAGCGUUUCUUGCCACCAUAAUUUACCGUUAACGACAAUUUAGCUCGUUGCACCGUCGGUUACGACACGCUCGAGCAGCUGCGUUGGGCAAGAUAACUCUGUUAAAGGUCCCCGUCCAGUCACAUUGUUUGGAAUCUAGGUGGGAGUGUAGUUUGCGGUUAGAUAAUGGCAACGCGUCCAGCAUAUAAUUAUCGUCUUAGUUGCGCCGUAUAAUAUAUCAUUCCUUUGCCCCUUAUUCGCCUCCUGCGAACGCAAUCGAACACCAGCAUUUCUCUCGAUCUCGUUUCGUCAUCGACUUCGCGUUUCAACUUGUUCGAUUAGGUCAAUGAUCUUCACGAAAUUCUCCAUUUACAUUAAUUCACAACUGAACUACAAUUUCUCUCAAAUUCUUCUCAGAGGAAUUUUUCUCAAAUUCUCUAAUCUUAAAAUCUUAGGUUAUAUUUUUCCACUGUAGGCACUUGGCCUUCCUACUUAUCACCCGUUACGAAAUCCAUGUUAUGGUCAAAGGGAAUCUUCCACAGAGUACAGAAAUACAAAGAAUGACGUUAACAAAGGAUUACGAAGAUGCAAAAAUAUAAAAAUUUAUUUCUGUGGAUCCGAAAAUGAUGUUCACGUGCCGGCCACCGUGGUUACGGGGUAACUACGUAAGAAUAAUUCCAUUUUCAGAGGUAUCGCCAGCUUAACGUGACCGGUGUCCACGUGGUAGCGAGCACGUGUACGGGGCGCGCGACUGUUACAUAAGCGCCGGCGCGGGCCGACUCCGACCGAACGUGGCCGAGCGUACCCGAGUCGUACCGCGCCACGUUCAAUCUACACUCGUUUUUUCUACUCGCUCUUUCUUUUCGACUUGCUCGCUUCUUUCUGUAUUAACGGAAUGCAAGAGUUCUAACGAAUCGAAGGUUUUUGUCUGUUAUGUAACUUUCUGCAACAUUGUUUAAUAUUAAAUCUUUAAAUAAUUGUUUAAUUUUUAAUCUUUAGGAGAUUUUUCUGUAGGAAAAGAAAUAUCGAAUAUAAAGUUCCAACGUACAAAAUGGAGUAAAAUGAAUAUUUUUUAAAGAUAGAUUUUUCAGAGUUGCACGUUUAAAGUGUGUCGAGAAAUACGAACAGUUUGAUACAUGCCUAUUUAUAGGAGCAAAGAUUCAUUACGCGAGGCUCGCGUUUUGCGCGUAUCAGCUCGUUUCAACAUUGUGCAACAACGUAACGCAAUAUUUUUCUCUCAUUAACCAUGUAAACAUGCGUUUCUAUGCACGUGCACGUACUAACUAGAAACUGUUUUUACCCUUUUUAGCGUUCUUUCGUCUUCGUCAAUUAUCUUUUUAAUUAUAAAGUAGGAGUUAAAAAUAUCUUGGAAUAAAUGAUUAAAAAUGUUUAUAUGUUUGAACAGAGGAGUAAUUUUAUCACGCUUGAAAUUAUACCAGCAACAGAAAGUCUCGAGCGCAGUUCGAAUGGCACUCGCUCGAAUGGUACCGUUCAAUGUACCACAUUUCCCCGGCGUUAAAGAGACGAAUCGGUUGACAUUGUUGGUCCAAAUAACGGUAACAACGUUACAUCGGUUACACGAAACAGGAUGAAGCCGGGUUUGCGUAACGCAUAACGAAGCGAUGAGAAAUCGAACAAGAUUCCCACCGGUAACCAAAUCCCGCAUGAAUAUAUCUCUGAACUCACUGUUAUGCUACCAUUUCUACUUCAGGCUACAAUGUUGCAAAUUAGGAAUAUUACACAACAAAUUUAUAAUAUAUUUCUUUUCAU